AUGCCAUCUUUUAGAAAUAACAAAAAGUAGAUUAACCUACAAUAUGUAAAAUAUAAAAUUUAGAAUGCAAUUAAAUUUGUAUAUAAUUCUGUCCAAUAUUUAAAGAAGGAGAAUUUUCUGUUUAAUAUUAAAAUAAUAAAAGCAUUUUAUAUAAAAUAAUAACGGAUAUUGAACAACUGCUAUAAUUAAUCCAUUAAUUUAUUAUUCUCCAUUAAAUAAAUGUUAUAAUGA
Molecule: messenger RNA, 231 nt
Organism: Paramecium primaurelia
Lineage: Eukaryota; Ciliophora; Oligohymenophorea; Peniculida; Parameciidae
Source: the annotation of a GenBank genome assembly